CUCAAAUCAGAGCUGCCGGAUGGUUGGAGGUAUAGACAAUCGUUAGAGGAAUUUUAAUUGAUUUAUUUAUUGGGAUUGAAUUAACAUCAAUGGCACCUGUCUGUCUGGUAGCGCCGUCCGAAGCGUUGUUUCUGCCUUGAAUUCGCAUAUCGAUUUAGCCAAACAUUUUCGAAGGAAGCGCAAAAAAAUGCACACCGCUCUGUGGGGAGUCAAAUGAAAGGUGUUCUUUUUAAUCAGGAGAAAAACCGACACCAUGGAGUUACCUAUACAGGUGGCUGUGCGUAUUUUCCCGUACAGUGAGCCAAAGGAACGAAAGAAGACUGACAAUCUCGAAAGCGACAAGGAGGUGCCAGUCAGGGAUGAGGAGGGGUCCAAGGACAAUAGCGAGAGGCCCGAAGACAAGUCCCCCGAGGAAGCGCCCGCCGACGAAAAGCCCCAGGAAGUGCCAGAUGAGAACGGAAAUUCUGGGGAAGAUGUUCCUCCCAAACCCCAGACCAAGGCGGAUGCCAAUGGGAAUGAAGGUGGCAUGAGCGAGUCCAAUGAGGCCCAUUACUGCGUUCAGGCAAUUCCUAUUAGCUCCUCUUUGGGGUUGCCCAGUGCUGUGCCGGGAGGAGAUCCAAUAGAUAACAUAGCGGCCGGGCUCAUCCAGGUGGGCCCUCACUCGGUGCCCGUAACCCACGCCUUGGAUAGCAACUGCAGUCAGCGGCAGGUGUAUCACCAGACCGUCCAACCACUAAUAAGCUUGUUCCUGGAGGGUUUUGACGCCUCUGUCGUCACCUAUGGACAGCGGGGUCAGGGCAAGACCUACACUCUGUAUGGGACGGUUUACGAUGACUCCCAGAAUGACGCCGUGGAGGGAGUGGUUCAAUUAUGCGUGAGAGAUAUAUUUGCCCACAUAUCUUCACACCCAGAACGCACAUACGCCGUCAACGUUGGAUUUGUUGAGAUUUGCGAGGGGGAUGUGUGCGACCUUUUGGGCAUUGGCAAUGUACACUGCACCAAUGUGGACGCGGUGUUCCGCCUGCUGCAGGUGGGAUUCGUUGCACGCCACUCUGCGCCUGCGCACACGCUGUUCACCGUGACACUGGAGCAGCAGUGGGUGUCCAAGGAAGGACUGCUCCAGCAUCGGCUAUCCACGGCUAGCUUUUCGGACCUGUGCGGCACGGAGCGCUGUGGCGAACCGCCACCUGGUCGACCCCGGGACGACGGCUUGCACAUGCUGGAGCAGGUUGUGUACACCCUCACUGAUCCAGAUCGAAUGUAUGCUGUAAACGGAAACAUUCCCUAUGGCGAGACCACUCUUACAAGCUUGCUGAAGGACUCGUUUGGAGGUAGAGCUCAGACGUUGGUGCUGCUGUGCGUAUCGCCACUGGAGGAGCACUUGUCGGAAACAAUGGGCAACCUGCAGUUCGCCUUUAAGGUGCAGUGUGUACGCAACGUCGUGAUAAUGAAUACGUUUUCUGAUGACAACACUAUGAUCGUGAGGCCGCCAGAUCCGCAACUGCAAUCCCUACACCAUCCUGGGGCAGGACCACUAGCUCAGGCUGCACCAGGUGAUAAUUUUGGACUGCAAUUCGCGGCCAGUCAGUGGUGCAAGCUGGUUUCCAAUGCAGAGGGGCUGUUCGCAAAAUUAAUAGAUUCAAAGCUGAUUAGCGAAGUGGAAAAGGAACAAAUUGCGGAGUGGAUGUUCCUGAAACAGGAGUGCGAGGAAUGCCUUAGCUCCACGGAGGCCAUGCGCCACCAGCAGCCAUUGGUGCCCAUACAGGAGGCUGAGGAGCCGGAAGAAAUGGACAUUUUAGAGCAUGGCAACACCGAGCCAGCCAACUCGGAGGCAGCCAAUUCGGAUGCAGUCAAUUCAGAAGCAGCCAAUUCGGAGGCGGCUAAUUCGGAUAAUGAGAACGACACGGAUAACGAGUCGCAGCGUCCCGAUUUUGCAGACAAGCUGGAAGGUCUCAAAGAGGAAUUCCGAGCCAAGACAGAUGCCCUGAUUUUGGAAAAGUACACCGAAUAUCUGGCCAAGCACCCCCAGGCGGUGAUGCAGAGUCAUGACCAAGACACCGAGCCAAAACUGCAGGCUGAGCAAAGCGAGGACAGGAAGACCAGCAUAGGUGGUCGCAGGAGAAGUAUUCAACCAGGUGCCAGCUUGAGCACAUCGGAACUAGCUAUGCUAAGUCGCGUGGCUGCCCAACAACCAAACCCACCCAGUGAAGGCGAGCCGUUUGUCGAUCCUCUGGAGAGUUCGUCGGGCGAGGGGCUGCGUAAAGCAGCAUUGGCCGUCGCAAACUCGCCUGUGGAACAACUGCAGAAGAAGUUGCGCAAACUAGGAGCUGAGAUCGAGGGGCGCGAAAAGCAGUUGCACGAGAUCCAGAAAACUAUGAAGGUGAAGCAGAACAUUAUUGGCGAACUGGUGAAGAACAGCGACACGCGCAGCCACGCCAAGCAGCGCUUCAACAAGAAACGAGGCAAGCUGGAAGCCGAAUGCGAGAAGGCCAAGAAACACCUGGGCAAGGCACUGGUGCAGGGCCGCGACCAGGCAGAAAUCGAGCGAUGGACCUCGGCUAUCGCACACCUUGAGCGGCGCUUGGAAGACCUGAGUUCCAUCAAGCACAUUGCCGGCGAAAGCGGCCAAAAGGUGAAGAAGCUGCAGCAGUCUUUGGCCGAAUCCCGAAAGCAGGCCGAAGACCUGGAGAAGAAGCUGCGAAAGGAGGGAAAACUGCGCGAUCAACUGGAGGCGGAGUUGACGAAACUGCAGCAGCUGCAGGACAAGGGUAAGGAGCCGUGCAAGGAGCUGGUAAAACCGGCUCUAGAUGGCCCCGAACAACAGGGCCGGCAAUUGAAGGCUGUUCAGGCGAGGAUUACGCAUCUCAAUCAUAUUCUGCGCGAGAAGUCGGACAACUUGGAAGGGCAACCGGGACCGGAACAGCAGGAGAGUCUGCGGCACGAAAUCCGCAACCUGCGCUGCACUAGAGACCUGCUUCUGGAGGAGCGUUGUCAUUUAGACCGAAAGCUUAAGCGAGAAAAGGUGUUGACCCAAAAGGAGGAGCGCAAGCUGUUGGAGUGCGACGAGGCCAUCGAGGCAAUCGACGCGGCCAUCGAGUUCAAAAACGAACUUAUCUGUGGCCACCGCUCCAUCGAUACCAGCGAGCGCCUGCAACGCGAAAAAGGUGAACAGAUGCUCAUGGAGCGUCUAAAUCGUCUUUCGGAAGAUGAGAUGCGCACCCUGUUGUACAAGUACUUCACCAAAGUGAUCGAUCUGCGCGACUCCUCCCGUAAGCUGGAGCUGCAACUGAUACAGCUGGAACGGGAGCGCGAUGCCUGGGAGUGGAAGGAGCGGGUGCUGUCCAAUGCGGUGCGUCAGGCUCGCCUCGAGGGCGAGAGGAAUGCCGUCCUGUUGCAGCGCCAACACGAAAUGAAGCUCACUCUAAUGCUGCGACACAUGGCCGAGGAGACGUCCGCCAGUUCGGCUAGCUAUGGAGAAAGGGCCCUGGUCCCCAAAACAACUUCAACCACCGCAGCGGCUAGCAACUACGAGAUGGACUUCUACAAGGCAAAUAGCGGAAACCACGGCAAGGCUAUGGUGAAAGCUUCCAAGCCGAUGCCCACCGGAGCGGCUCUGGACAAGUACAAGGACAAAGAGCAGCGCAGCGGUCGCAAUAUCUUUGCCAAGUUCCAGGUGCUCACCAGAUACGCUGCGGCAGCGGCUGCGGGCUCUUCGGGCUCCACUGCGGAAGAGUCUACUGCUCUGAUCGAGUCUAGCACCACAGCCACGGCCACCACCACGACCACAACUACAACCACUGGAGCGAUUGGAAAGGUGAAGGACAAGGCCCUGAUUAGCUUCAAGCCGGAGCAGCUCAAGCAACUUAUGCCACCGCCCACAGCUACAAAAGUGACGCGUCAGAAGAACAAGAUUAUCAUCCAGGACGCCAGCCGCCGUAAUUGAAUUCGAAUUUAAAACUUUCCUCAAGUAGCGACCGGAACCAAGUCCCUACUACAACAAUUUGCGCGAAUUUUUUGUCAGAAUUUAUAUUUUUAAGAAGCAACUGUCAGGUUUUCAGAAUAUCCAGAUUUAUUUGUGUACAAAAAGCACUCCCAGGACACAACCUGGGUCCAAGUACUGAAGAACUUUCAUCCACAGUCAU
Drosophila bipectinata is the source of this 4142-nucleotide messenger RNA. RefSeq names its product kinesin-like protein costa (gene cos). The record is from RefSeq and is a predicted model, not a curated record. NCBI's taxonomy places the organism in Eukaryota, Metazoa, Arthropoda, Insecta, Diptera, Drosophilidae. Gene Ontology annotation, biological process: microtubule-based movement. Gene Ontology annotation, cellular component: kinesin complex; microtubule. Gene Ontology annotation, molecular function: microtubule motor activity; microtubule binding; ATP binding.